Molecule: messenger RNA, 827 nt
Organism: Synchiropus splendidus (mandarinfish)
Lineage: Eukaryota; Metazoa; Chordata; Actinopteri; Syngnathiformes; Callionymidae
Product: dynein regulatory complex protein 9-like
Exons: 6
Coding region: 224-784 (186 amino acids)
Biological process (GO): cilium organization
Cellular component (GO): motile cilium; cytoplasm
Molecular function (GO): protein binding
Source: RefSeq, a predicted model, not a curated record
AACAACACAAUCAGUUCUUCAAUCAAUUGUAUAUAUUUUGUAGGACGGACAGAAUGUUGGUGGAUGAGAUGAGUUUUUACAGAUGGAAAGAAGGUAAACAGGGAGAUGGUGAGGCUGAUGUGUUCUUCUCUUCAGAGAAGCCAAGAGAGAGCUGGCGAGUAAAACACAAACCUUACACAGACAACAGCAGGAGUUGAGGCAGAAAACUGAGAAUCUGAAGGAGAUGUGCAAAUGCGCCAAAAGACUCAGCAAACAAGUGGAUAUUCAAGCAUUGAAGAUGGAGAAGAGGAAGAAGCUGGAGGAGAAACUCCAAGAGCAGCAGCUGAAGAGGACGCAGUUUGAGACGAAUAAAGCUGAAAGUGACCUUGAAAAGAAGCGUGAGCUGCUGAAGGACCAGUUGCAGCAGCAGGCUGAAGUUCAUGAAGCAAAGAAGAAAUAUCUGCAUUAUCGACAUGAGGAGCUUCAGCAGCUGCAGCUGGACUGGCAGCAGAGGACGGACAUGAUGCUGCAUGAGGUGGAGCACCAACUCAACGAAGUGAACUGCAAACGGGCCAUCACACUGGACAAGCUGGCGGAGCUAAAGAGGACGUUCAGGGAGAUGGAAGAGGUGGUGCUGGAAGACAGGAAGGAGCAGGAGAAGCUGCGCCGCCAGCAGGAAGAGAACAUGGCUGCCACCAAGAUCCAGGCAUGGUGGAGAGGUGUCAUGUCCCGCAGAGGCUUGGGCAAAAAGGCAGACAAAAAGAAGGGCAAGAAAAAGGGAGAAGGGAAGAAGAAGAAGAAAUAGACACACUCCUUGAUAUGUGAAGAUCAGACGUGUGAAUUCCACU